AUGUAUAGCGGCCGAUUUCCCCUCCUCCUACUCAGUCUAGGGUUUCUCCUGGUGCAACUCUUACAUGGUAAGUCAUGCAGUCAUCUUUCCUUCCUCCUAGUACUCAGCCUGGGACGCCUCCUGGUGCAACUCUUACAUGGUGUUCUUGGAAUAUCUGUCAAAAAUAGCGUUAGUAAUUCACGUCCAAUCCUCGGCGAAACGACAACGCUGAAUUGUAACAUUGUUGAUGGGACCGCCAGGAGUGUUACAUGGUACAAGGACAAAUAUGGCCCGCCAAAAACAGUUUAUUUGACGCAAAAUUGUAGUGUUGUCGCAGUCAAGUAUAAAUCAAGAUCAAAAAACGUUCAGUGUGAUACGCAUAAUUAUAAUUUUCAAUUAAGUGAUGUUCAAAUUUCGGACAGCGGGGAGUGGCUGUGUGAGGCAGAUGGAGAAGUGGCCAAAACACCGCUGCAAUUAGAUGUUUUAGUUCCACCCCUCUACCCGACAGUUACAAUUCCAUCACCGAUGAAGGUUGGAGACGUUGGAAAUUUCACCUGUAAUGCUGAAAAUGAAAACGUCACAAAACCAGUCACGUACACAUGGACUAAAAAUGGCAACACUGUCUCACCAGGGACUGUUGAACCUGGUGCCCUGCUUUUUUCGGUUCUCAAAAAGACAGAUGCUGGGACGUAUGUCUGUGUCGUAAGAAAUGUUGCCGGAUCUAAGGCAAGUGUGGAACAGGAUUUUGUUGUUCACUCUGCAUCUGAAUUUUUACAAAUCAAGACAACCACAGCGUCAAAUUCAAAAUCGGAAAAAGAAACAGAAACAUUCACAUGUGAAGCUAUUGCCGACAUUCCACUGACAUCGGUGAAUUUAAUACGCCAGAAUGGGACUACGAAUGAGACGCUGAUUGAGGCAAACAGUAGUGUUGUGACAUUUCGCCGACAAAUGAUGCGACAGGAUAACAAGGUGAAGUUCUAUUGCGAAGCGACUUGGCCAGGAAUUCCCAAUUCGUUGUCGUCGAAUGUCAUCACAUACAACGUAUCAUUUCCACAUAACGUUCAAGUCAAAAUCAGCAAGACGACUGUUACCGAACAUGAAUUUGUGCGUUUUGAGUGUAUCAUCAGUGGGGGUAAUCCCGAGUUCGUUACGCGGUACCAGUGGCUCUGGAAGAAGAGUGGCUCCACCGAAGAACAGGUCAUACAGGAUACGAAGACCGGAAAGUUAUUUCAGUUCGCGCGUAUCCCGUACUAUCAGAGUGGGACAUACUCUUGUAAGGCUUGGAACGAUGGUGGCGUGGGACAGUCGUCGACAGACCUUAGUGUACAAUACUCUCCAAGGAUAGACCCGGAAGCGAAAAUGAAAUAUGAUGUGGCGGGCGAAAUUGGCAAGGAGGCAAUGUUUAAACUGUUCAUCGUCGCAAACCCAACUCCAACUAAAACUGAUUACACCUGGUCCAAGGAUGGCAAUGUCAUAUCGAGAACAUCACCGGAUUAUGAAAUAACUUCCUGGUCAACAUCCAGCGAGUUGAAAAUCAAGGACGUCAAAUCCUUGGAUUAUACCAACUAUUCCUGUUCGGUUAAAACGAGUGCAUUCCAAGCCACGAUUUUCAACUUCAUGCUUAUCAAAGCAGUGUCCAACACAAAUGACUUAAGCAAUAGUGUGCCUAUAAAAACCACAAUUGUUGUAUAUUUUUGUGUCGGCUUCAUUGGCACAGUCAUAUUAGUGACAACAGUCGUCUUUUUGGCAGUUGCUCAAUGGAAACGUCGACUGAAACUGAAAUUGUCUAAAACAAUUAAUCGACCUGCAAAUGACAGUAAUGACGAUGCUGCAAGAAAUGAAUUGACACCAGUCAAGAAACGCCCUGAUCAUACAUACGCCAACAUUGACCCUGAUUUCUUUAAUGACGCAUCCUCUCGAUCAAGACGCACACCGGAUAAAUAUCCCGCACAGCCAAUGGUUAAAAGGCCGCCCGUUUCAGUUCGUUUUGAUGAGGAUAAAGAGCCCGCGUGCUCAGAAGAUAUCUUGGACGUCGAUUUAUAUGACUACGUAGACAAUGAGUGGCAGAGUAAUGCAUCGGGCUCAGAUUACAGCUCUGUUCCUGCUUGCCGUACGAGUCAGGUGACGUCGCCUCAGGUUGCCUCGGCACUGAUAAAUGUUCAUGUUCACCAGACGAAUCAACCGGAUGAGGACGGUCAACAGUCACUUUAUGAGCAUCUAAAACCAGUGUCCAAAAAUGAUUAUUUAGACUUCACGGGACUCAGUGCAGAAGAAUUGAGACCACGUGUUUUAUUUAAGGUAUAACGUUCUUUCUCUGACUCUUUUUAGUGUUAUGAAACCUUUGGAAGACCCCUCGAUUCAUGAGGCAAAUAACAUGGCAAGUUAAAGCGGGAACAAAUGUUUAUGCUGUUUCAUUAAAAUAUGCCAACGUAAAAGAAUGGUGUAUCCAGGCUGCUGUAUUGGUAGCAACAUAAUAUCAUUGGCAAGAACAUUUUACUCCAUAAUUCUCACCAUUCUAACCAUCGCGUGCCGAACAUCCACUCGUCAGCGAAAAAAAAGGGGAUAAAUUAGAAUGGUUUUAUCAAAAUCCAGUGAAUAUAUUCAACUGAAAUAUAUUUUUCCAGUAUUGAGUGUAUGCAGAUUUACACGAUGAUGAUGUGACAAAUGAAAAUAAUUUCCAUCCGCAAAUCUGCGCUAGGGAGCUGAAACCUUGGGACACCCUAAUCUGAGAGCCAAGAGCCAAGAGCCAAGACUCUAUUUAAGAGCCAAGUGCCACCAGGAAAGCCACGAGCAAAGAAAAAAUAUAGGCGAAUCAAUAUAAUUAUUAUUUUUGGGAGUACGAAGCCCGCAGGUACUUAUGAAUAACGUUUUUUUUAACCGUUGAUGACGUUGUAACCAUUUUUUAUCGUGCUAUCGUUACGUUGCCUGUACAACACGGUGUACAUUGUGCCUGCACUUCAUACACUCUGUACAAUCACACGUGUUUAUCAUCCGGGCCGUCAACAAUGGAUCCGGAUGGGGAUGUCAGCUUCGAGACGAAGAUUAGCAACAAGUUUGAAUGUUUACAUUGUUUAACUCAAAGAUGCGCGCCUUAGAGUUUUUAAUUCUAUGCUGUGGCUCGGUGCAGUUGAGGGACAAAAACGUUUUGAGCAUGCGCAAAAUAACUAUUCUGAUCUUCGGAUACAUCCUGACGUAACCAGUGCGUCUUUCACAGCCGGAUGCUGAAUUUAGCCCGUCCGCGUUGGCUGCGAAAGCUCGUUACAGGGCGGCCCAUAACAACUUAUUUGCCCUCUCUUGGGGACCAGAUUUAGAAAAGGGAAUUGAUAUCAUGUCACUCAAAAAUAUCAACAUUUAGAUGUAAAACAGUGUCCCUAUCGCAUAUCACACAUUGGGAAUAUGCAAGAUCUGAAAACACCACGCGUAACAACGAUACGGAUACGCAAUACGGGCAUGAAUUUUGAACUUGCCGAAAGUCCCUAAUACUGGAAGGGAGACGAGUUGGGGUGAUUAGCAUUAUCUAUUGAACAGGUGGGUGUAUGGCCAGGGGGUGGAGCAUGAUCUCCUGGCCUUCGGUAUCAAAUCAGGACGGAUGCUGCAUAUCGCAAGAAUCCGAACAUAAAUGAGAAUGUGUGCCUGCGUGAUGUUACACGUUGCUUCGAGUUGAUUUCACCGGGAUUGAAAGAAACUAAAAACAAUAGAUUACAACAAGCCUGUGGAGUUCUGACACUUACAUUGGAUACGCUAUUAGCGUUGUUCUCAUCCCCAUGGUAGGCACAAUGAUGUUGUCUUCUUCGGGGGUUUACUACUCCAUGGAUCCACUUCUAGUUUCCUCUUAUUCUGUGAUGAAAUAGAUGUAGGCUCGUUUUAUCGUUGUCUGCAUGUGCUCUGUAGAUUUAGGUACAUGUAGAUGAUAUCAUCGUGGCAGAGCCAGCACAGCAGGAUGCAAGAUCUCGCAAUCCCCGCAGACCAGAAAUUGAUUGAUUAAGAUUACAAAACAAGUUUCUCUCAACGCCUUCCCCAGCAGUCAAAGGGAAAACAUCGUUGAUGAUUUCUUAUCGCUGAAAAUUUCUUUAGUGCUGAUAAGCCGUAAUUUUGACAAAUAUUAUAGUUUUUACUUGUACUAUUUUCAGCAUAAUUAGCACUCCGCACGACUUUUUAUUACAUGAGUUGCGUUUCUUUCAAUAUCUGAG
Lineus longissimus is the source of this 4169-nucleotide messenger RNA. Its product is annotated as hemicentin-1-like. Gene Ontology annotation, biological process: cell-cell adhesion. Gene Ontology annotation, cellular component: cell-cell junction; plasma membrane. The transcript is spliced from 9 exons. The record is from RefSeq and is a predicted model, not a curated record. NCBI's taxonomy places the organism in Eukaryota, Metazoa, Nemertea, Pilidiophora, Heteronemertea, Lineidae. Gene Ontology annotation, molecular function: cell adhesion molecule binding. The coding region runs from base 1 to 2283 and encodes 760 amino acids.